AUGCGCGCUUACAACUCUGGUCGGAUACUGGCUCGCAAGGAUGUUUGCCGAAGAAUCGUGGAUCUGUAUGGGACUGAGUGGAUGGUCAUCCAUCGUGCCAGGUAUCACGCCCUUUUGCUGGAUGAAGCCACGCGCCUGGGCGUCGAUAUUCAUCCUGGAUGCGAGGUGCAGGACGUCGAAGUUCGACCCGACAGCACAGUGGUGAGGCUUCACGAUGGCCGGACCUUUGCUGGCCAUGUUGUCAUCGGGGCAGAUGGGUUGUGGUCGCAGAUGAGGAGGUCUGCAUGGCAGGACCACACCGAACCUUCCGAGACCGGCGAUCUGGCAUACCGUGGCACCUUUUCAGCAGACCAACUCAAGGACAUGCGAGAUGAAGGCGUGGAUGAGUUGCUGGAGGCUUCCGACGUCCAGGUGUGGAUGGGUCCGGGGAAGCAUGUGGUCUUCUACCCGCUCAAUGGUGGGACGCAGUAUAACCUUGUCUUGCUACGACCGGACAACUUGCCACCCAAUACACGAACGGGAGUCGGAAGUCUCGACGAAAUGCGCCAAACCUUCGAAGGCUGGGAUCCUCGUCUCACACGCAUGAUCGCGCAGUUAGACACAGCGCUGAAAUGGAAGCUAUGCCACUGCGAGGAACUCGAGACAUGGGUGAAAGGCAGUAUUGCGCUACUGGGAGAUGCAUGCCACCCUACGCUCCCCUACCAAGCCCAAGGCGCCGCCAUGGCGGUCGAAGAUGGUUUGGUCCUCGGUGUCCUGCUCGGGCGGCUUCAGCAGUCUCCAGAGCUGACACAGGAUGGCACGAAGCAACAGGCUUUGAACCAGGUGUUGGCGCUCUACGAACGGCUGCGCAAGGCGCGGACUACGAUUAAUGUGCAGGGCGCGCUGAAUAUGCGGGAUUUCUUCCACCUGGGAGAUGGGGAGGAGCAGGUGUGGCGAGAUGGGAUUAUGCGGGAGUAUAACGAGUCUGGGGCGUGGCCGGAGGGGUGUAGGUGGAAUUGGGGGGAUGUGGGGUAUGAGCGGUCGUUGUUGGGGUUUGAUUUGGUGGUGGAUGCUGGGGGGCAGUUCGAUCGGUGGAGGGAGGGUAGGGAAGCGUAG
This is a messenger RNA of Saxophila tyrrhenica, 1095 nucleotides long. RefSeq lists its product as uncharacterized. The transcript is spliced from 2 exons. Lineage: Eukaryota; Fungi; Ascomycota; Dothideomycetes; Mycosphaerellales; Extremaceae. The coding region runs from base 1 to 1095 and encodes 364 amino acids. The record is from RefSeq and is a predicted model, not a curated record. Gene Ontology annotation, molecular function: FAD binding; monooxygenase activity.